UAUCACUCAACAUAGUUUACAGUUUAUGUGUAUUAAACCCAUGUCCAAUAGGCAGUCUGACCUUGAUAAUUCAAGAAUAUACAGGAUAAGGUUAAAAUCUUCGAUGAUGAGCAAUAACAGUGACGAUGAAGCAGAACAUUUCACAAAAGAAUCCCACCUUCAGAAUAUUCUAUUUGCUUGUUAUUACCUUGUGGUUUUUAUUGUAGCCUUCCCUGGCAACACCAUGGCAUUGUGGGUUUUUAUCUCCAAAAGUGAAAAUAAAACUUUUACUGUCUUUCUGAGGAACCUGGCAAUAGCUGACAUCUCCUACGUGUUAAUACUACCAGUGCGUAUCAUCUACCACCUGAACAGCAAACACUGGCCAUUUGGUGAAACCCUAUGUCGUUUAAUGGGGUUUCUUUUUUAUCUCAACAUGUACUGUAGCCUGUACUUCAUGACCUGCAUAAGCCUGGAUCGCUUGCUUGCAAUUGUGUUUCCAGUCAAGUCCAUUAAUGUGCGGAAGCUCAAGAAUGCCCACAUAAUAAGUUGCAUCCUAUGGGUUGCCCUUACUGUUUCAUUGCUCCCCUUGCUUUUUUCACCUCAAACAGUACACAUGGAUAACACUACAGUGUGCCUCCAGCUUUACCGGGAACAGCCAUCCAGACGAGCCCUUGGGUCUCUCAGUGUUGCCUUUAUUAUUCCUCUCAUCACAACAGUGUUUUCUCAUUUGCUUAUCAUGCACAGGCUGUGUAAAAGAGAUCAAGUCACAAAGUCAAUUAAGGACAAAGCCAUAAAGAUGAUCAUACUGGUGAUGAUAGAUUUCUUUGUGUGUUUUGUUCCAUAUCAUGUUAACCGGUUUGUUUAUAUCCAUGCAUUUAGUAGCAGCGUGUCCUCUGAAAUGAAAAACACACUCUCCCUCAGCAAUCGCAUCACUUCUGCUCUGACCAGCCUCAAUGGGGCUCUGAAUCCUAUUUUGUACUUCUUUCUUACACAAAAAUUCAGAAAAACAUUACUAAAUCUACUCGGCAGAGAUGAAUACAGAGAUAGCACCACUGGUUACGUUCCCCCAUCAAGAGGUUCCAAGUACUAG
Molecule: messenger RNA, 1069 nt
Organism: Polyodon spathula (Mississippi paddlefish)
Lineage: Eukaryota; Metazoa; Chordata; Actinopteri; Acipenseriformes; Polyodontidae
Product: uracil nucleotide/cysteinyl leukotriene receptor
Exons: 2
Coding region: 26-1069 (347 amino acids)
Biological process (GO): G protein-coupled receptor signaling pathway
Cellular component (GO): plasma membrane
Molecular function (GO): G protein-coupled receptor activity
Source: RefSeq, a predicted model, not a curated record